This is a messenger RNA of Suillus fuscotomentosus, 1375 nucleotides long. RefSeq lists its product as uncharacterized. The coding region runs from base 73 to 1161 and encodes 362 amino acids. NCBI's taxonomy places the organism in Eukaryota, Fungi, Basidiomycota, Agaricomycetes, Boletales, Suillaceae. The record is from RefSeq and is a predicted model, not a curated record. The transcript has 7 exons.
CAAGUGCUCAAUCCGAUAGGACUCCUACCAAAACGAAAUACCAAGCACACAUGGGAAAUAUAAAAUGGAACCAUGCAUGCCGUUCCUUUUCACUCAAACCUGACCCCGUCCUCCCUCCUCAUAAUGCGCGAUCUACCCAUCGAAAUCAUCAACACUGUCAUCCAGAAUGUUUCAUCCGUAACUGAUCUCCUCCAGUUGCGCUCUUUAAACAAAGCGUACCGAGAGCUUGUCACACCCAUCGCAUUCAGCAAACUUCACGUGAAAAAUAGCAUCCAGAGCGCACAAAACCUCCAGCAGAUCAUUGCUGCCGCCAACCUUGCUCCCUAUGUUCGGGAAGUCGUCUACGAUUCUCGUGACGAUAAAUGUUUCCAAUUCCCCCCAGAAAACAUUGAAAUCGAGGACAUGUUGGAAGUCGCCGACCUUGAAGAAGCCUUGACUGAGGCUUUCUGCGCACUUGAUAGACUCCCCAGACUUGAAUGCAUCGCCGCGAAUUUUUGGCCAACAUUCAUCUCCCAGUCUGGGAAGGAAAUCCGCGAGAGCCCACCCAUUCUGGUUUACGAGUCGGCAGCUCACGUCAUGAUGCCUGUUUCAUGCUAUGACUUUGUCUCUACCCUCACAAACUCGCCCCUGUCCCAUCUUUCGCUAUCCGUCGAGAUUAAUGGAUCACUUGGCGCACUCCUGCCAAUUUCCAAUCCCACACUCAAAUCACUCGAGCUACGUAGCCCCCAGGGCCCCUACCACAGCCUGGAAACCAAGCUUUCAUCAUUCCAUUAUCCGUCGCUCGAAUCGCUCGUGCUCGAAAAUACCGUCUUUGAUCAGAUGUCCUCUCCUGAUGGCGUCGAAGACUGCAAUCAUGCGCAAGCAAACCCGUCAGUCGAUGCCAGGCUGUGGUCAAGCAUCUGGCAACGAUGGGCAGCUGAGCUCACCAGUUUGAGAGAGCUUGUGGUGGACGGCGACAGUGGAUAUGUCGUACUCGAUCCUGAGUGGGGCUACGUCACUUAUAAGCCGAUCAGCACCACAGUAGCUGAGGGCGACUCGUCGAGCUUGCAGAUGUUCCAGGAUGCCAUAGUGUCCGCUUGUAAGGUUGUAGCAUCAUCAGGGAAACGUAACUCAUUACACAUGAUUACAGAGUGCUACGAAGCACUCCGUAGCACUCUGUAGCACGAUCUAACCCGCUGAUGAUGAACGUGUAGUUGUAUCAUUUGAUUUACUUGGUCGAACGGUUUGGGUGGUUUCGGACACAUUGUAUAGCAUUUGCAUAGGGCCCUAUCAGGGGCGUUUGAUGCCGCGGAAGCAAUUUACAUCAUUGCGCCAAUGGAAAUAAACAAGAAUGUACAUUUGAAGUUUGUUGUUUGGCGUCUGAGCAUCUUUCCGA